Molecule: messenger RNA, 460 nt
Organism: Micropterus dolomieu (smallmouth bass)
Lineage: Eukaryota; Metazoa; Chordata; Actinopteri; Centrarchiformes; Centrarchidae
Product: prostasin-like
Exons: 3
Biological process (GO): proteolysis
Molecular function (GO): serine-type endopeptidase activity
Source: RefSeq, a predicted model, not a curated record
AUGUGUGCUGAGGGCACCCCAGUGUGCGGUAAGCCUCCACUCAACACCAAGAUUGUUGGAGGACAGGUGGCCACUCCAGGCAGCUGGCCCUGGCAGGCCAGUCUGCGAACCUCUGGGUCCCACUUCUGCGCAGGAACCCUCAUUAACAAUCAAUGGGUGCUGACUACUGCUAAAUGCUGUGCUAGAUCAGGCGUAAGCACGAGCACUCUGACUGUGUAUCUGGGUCUCCAGAGUCUACAGGGAAUAAACCCCAAUCAAGUGUCUCGGACAGUAUCACAGAUCAUCAUUCAUCCCAACUUUAUCUCUGGAAAUAUUGACAACGACAUCUGCCUCCUGAAGCUCUCCUCUCCGGUGACUUUCACCAUCUACAUUCAGCCCGUCUGUCUGGCAGCCACAGGCAGCACCUACUACAAGGGGACUGUCUCCUGGUCCACCGGCUGGGGCAAUGUUGGAUCUGGAG